This is a messenger RNA of Mustela erminea (ermine), 1344 nucleotides long. It is a transcript of the gene CEP20, whose product is annotated as centrosomal protein 20. NCBI's taxonomy places the organism in Eukaryota, Metazoa, Chordata, Mammalia, Carnivora, Mustelidae. The transcript is spliced from 5 exons. Gene Ontology annotation, cellular component: ciliary basal body; centrosome; motile cilium. The coding region runs from base 55 to 555 and encodes 166 amino acids. The record is from RefSeq and is a predicted model, not a curated record. Gene Ontology annotation, molecular function: protein binding. Gene Ontology annotation, biological process: cilium assembly; microtubule anchoring.
GGGCGGAACUGCGCGUGCGCACAGACGAGGCGCGACCCUGAGGGCGGUUGAAAGAUGGCGACUGUCGCCGAGCUGAAGGCCGUUUUAAAGGACACGUUGGAGAAAAGGGGGGUAUUAGGGCAUUUAAAAGCAAGGAUCCGAGCUGAAGUUUUCAAUGCCCUAGAUGAUGAAAGCGAACCCCGACCGUCAUUGUCUCAUGAAAACCUUCUAAUUAAUGAACUAAUUCGGGAGUAUCUGGAAUUCAACAAGUAUAAGUACACAGCGUCUGUCCUCAUAUCAGAAUCUGGUCAACCUGUAGUUCCAUUGGACAGACAGUUUCUCAUCCGGGAACUAAAUGCAUUUGAAGAAUCAAAGGAUAACACAAUACCUCUUUUAUAUGGAAUUUUAGCUCAUUUCUUGGAUGGAACUAAGGAUGACCUCCAAAAUCCAUUUCUGAGAGGGUCUUCACUUCAGCCUUCAAACCCAAAUCUUGGCGAACAACCUAGCAGAAGAAAGCAUAAAGUUGAGAAAACCAGGACUGAGAUAUUAAGUGAGUCCUGUAAAGCGUGUGGCUGAUCUGUUCUCGCAGGAUCAGGACCUCUGAGGGCCAUUCCUGUACACUUCUCCACUUAAAGAAUGUAAAGAAGUUUUCCUAGUUCCCUUUGCAAGGCUUGGUAAAGAACUGUCAUUAGUGCCUACUAUUUGACAAGUACUUAAAAAGCGAAACAAAAUGCACAAGGGGACAAGUAAAAUCUGUAAGCGUUCAAAUAAUAAAAAAAUCAAAUUCUCUUGAAUCGCUUCCCUUUUGUCUCUCCCUAACUCCCUGAUCUCCCUCCCUUCUGUGGAAGGUCCCUAUUAGCAGCUUGGGGCCAGGGGCCUCCUUCCGGAGUCAUUUCUGUGCAUGUAAAUUUGUAUGUACCGCUACUUGACAUGUUACACUGAGAUUGGGUUUAUUUUCCCUUGUCUUGUCAGUAUGUGUAGAUCUUAACUUUAUGUAGUAUUGUAUAGUAUUGCUGAUCAUCCCUUAUUGAUGGACUUUUAUAUUUUUACGUUUUUGCUAUUACUGUAUUGCAAUACAGAAUUAUUUCUUUGUCCGUGCACUAUUUCUCUUGUGUGGACGCCUAAAAGUACAGUUGUGGUUCCAAGCGUACGCAUAUUAAAAAAACAUAGUAGAGGUUGUCUAAUCCCCCUCCAAGAAGGCUUUACAUACCAAGAAUAUAUGAUACCAGUUUCUCUGUUUAAUUGCCACCAGGGGAUGUUGUACAUGUGAACGCUGGCUAAGACAGCAAACCCGUGACAUGGAUACUUUCAGUCCUGUAAGGAAAAAUAACCUCUUGAGCAAUCACUUUUCUGGCUUGUAAACUU